This is a messenger RNA of Sardina pilchardus (European sardine), 4125 nucleotides long. RefSeq names its product serine active site containing 1 (gene serac1). The transcript has 17 exons. The coding region runs from base 107 to 2113 and encodes 668 amino acids. The record is from RefSeq and is a predicted model, not a curated record. NCBI's taxonomy places the organism in Eukaryota, Metazoa, Chordata, Actinopteri, Clupeiformes, Clupeidae. Gene Ontology annotation, molecular function: protein binding.
CGUGUUUAUUUGCACCGAUGCAGACUCGCGGUGAAUAGAAGGUUAGAUGGGGAAAGUGUCGUUUUCCUUUUAGAAUAAAGUCGUUUAGAAAACCUAUCCGAACAAGAUGUCUGUUGCUGCCUUGCGUAUGAUCCGAUGUAGGAGGCUGAGCACGGCUGGUCCAGGAGUAAAGAAAGCUGUUUCCUGGAAGGAUCUCAGGAAGAUGGCAAAGGUUACUGGAGCUGUUGUCUUUGGAGGCUGCAUUUUCAUCACCUAUGAAGUCACAUCCCUGAGCAAAGCUGUGACCAUCGACACCCAGGCCAUCCUGCAGGAGAAACACAAGUCCUACAUCUAUCUCAGCUCCUCGUCCCUCACGGAGCCAGAGGCCCUCGCCACGGGUCUGACCCAUCGAGCUCGGAGGGAGCUGCAUAAGGCUGCCAGGAGGUUCCUGGAGAUCUCCUCAAAAGUCCUUUUACGGCCACUAGAUGAGCACCUGAGUCAUAAGGACUUGGACCCUCAUGAGUGUGCUUUGUGGGUUCUGCUGAAAAGGACGCGCUCAGCCAGCCGGACAGAGAGACUCCAGGCCGUCAGAGACCUGGCACACAACACACACUGGCAAGAGUACCAGUACCAGACGGCAGCGCAGGCAUUGGAUCAGCGCACGGCGGUGGGUUUGGCCCGCACGCCUCAUGUGGACCUGCGCUUCUUCCUCCCGCCCCCCCACCUGCCACAGGUGGACCACGGCUUCUCGUUAGAGGACGGCCUAAGGCACCUGCUGGCGUCUCUGCCCCAGUCGGAGGUGGAUGUUUGUGUGCAGUACUUCACCUCUCUGGCCCUGAGGGAGAGCAGCCAAGCCCUCGCCGCACAGAGGGGGGGGUUGUGGUGCUUUGGGGGGAACGGGCUGCCCUACGCCCAGAGUCUCACCUCCAUCCCCUCCGAGAAGGUGGAGUCCUUCUGCCUGCAGGCUCUGGUGAUGCACUCAAAGGUCCCCAGUCACUGUGAGCACAUUGUGAGUAACGGGGGGCUGCAGCUGCUCCAGAGGGUUUUCCAGUUCCGCUCCGACUCCCAGAAGAUCCAGAGGAACAUCGUACGCAUCAUCGGGAACCUGGCCCUCAACAACAACAACCACGCCGCAAUAGUGCAGUCAGGCUGGUUGGCUGUUCUGGCUGAGAUGGCCCAAUCCCCCCACGUCAUGCAGGCGUCACAUGCUGCCCGAGCGCUGGCCAACCUGGACAGAGACGCCGUGCAGGAGAAGUACCAGGACGGAGUGUACGUGUUGCACCCGCAGGGACGCACCAGUCAGCCGGUGGAGGCUGACGUCCUGUUCGUGCAUGGGCUGCUGGGGGCGGCCUUUAAGACCUGGAGGCAGAAGGACCUGGACCAAUCAGGAGACGGCUCCAAGGACCUGGACCAAUCAGCAGCCGGCUCAGCCCCGAGAGGGCGGGAGGACUACACCGAGUGCUGGCCGAAGACAUGGCUGGCCAGUGACUGCCCCUCCCUGCGUGUUCUCUCCGUCGAGUACGACACUCACCUGAGUGACUGGAGAGCCAAAUGUCCUGCUGAAAACCAGAGGAAGUCGCUGGCGUAUCGGAGUGGGGAGCUGCUGAAGAAGCUGAAGGCGGCGGGUGUUGGAGACAGACCCGUGGUGUGGGUGGCACACAGCAUGGGAGGGUUGUUGGUGAAGAAGAUGCUCCUAGACGCCUCCAGGGAUCCAGAUCUGCAACCCCUCCUGAAGAACACCAAGGGCAUCUUGUUCUACAGUGUUCCCCACCACGGCACCUUCAUGGCCGAGUACUCCGUCAACGUGCGCUACCUGCUCUUCCCCUCCAUAGAAGUGAGAGAACUCUGUAGAGACUCGCCUGCACUUAAAGACUUGAAUGAGAAUUUCUUGAACAUUGCCAAAGAGCGAGAGAUCAGAGUCCUGAGCUUCGCAGAGACUCUCCCCACAACCAUCGGCCCGAUGAUCAAGAUCCUCGUGGUGCCAGAGCAGGCUGCAGAUCUGGGCAUCGGAGAAAUCAUCCAAGUGGACGUUGAUCAUCUGAACAUCUGCAAACCAGAGCAGAAGGAUUCUUUUCUCUACAAGCGCACUUUACAGUUCAUCCAGGACGCACUUGCAAUACACAACGCCCAAUAAGGAUCAACAAGAGUACUCCAGAGGACUCAUCACACAAUAAGCACACAUAGGACACAACAAGGAUGCUCAAUAUGACACAGGACUGCUCACACAAUAGGACACACAGAAGUAAGGAUGCUCUGGGACUGAAUGGAGUGUCCUCUGUGGAGGCCUAGACACGCCCACUAGACAACACAGAAGCCCCCUAAAACCAGAUAUUUGAUUUAGGACCAGCGUGGUACAAUACCGCUGUCACAGAAGCCCCCUAAAACCAGACAUUUGAUUUAGGACCAGCGUGGUACAAUACCGCUGAUUUAGGACCAGCGUGGUACAAUACCGCUGUCACAGAAGCCCCCUAAAACCAGAUAUUUGAUUUAGGACCAGCGUGGUACAAUAGCGCUGUCACAGAAGCCCCCUAAAACCAGAUAUUUGAUUUAGGACCAGCGUGGUGCAAUACCGCUGGUGCAGUGGUCUGGUGCUGUGGGCUCGCUAGAGUACUGCAGUCUGGUGAGUGUAGAAGACCAGUACCGUAUUGCUACGCAUGACCGUGUGAGGCCCUCAUGAUAACAUGAGGGCAGCAGGUAGUGUUCACCAUGACCCGAAUUAAUGACCCUAACCCUAGUGUUGACCCUAACCCUAAUUAAUGACCUGAACCCUAAUUAAUGACCCUAACCCUAAUUAAUGACCCUAAACCUAACAUUGACCCUAAUCUUAGUGUUGACCCUAAUCCUAGUGUUGAUCAAAACCUUAAGGCUGUAGGUGCUGUGUGUUCCUUUACUAGUACCCUGUGCACUCUGACCCUGUGCACUCUGACCCUGUGCUCUCUGUGCACUCCGACCUCUGACCCUGUGCACUCUGACCCUGUGCACUCUGUGCACUCCGACCUCUCACCCUGUGCACUCUGACCCUGUGCACUUGGUUGUCUUAAGACAGAAUCGUAUCAGUUUCCAGAGUUUAGUUCCCCCUCAUGUUUACAGAAGCAAACUCUGCAGGACAUAUAGACGUGUGUGUAACUACAGUAUGAUAUAUGUCCAUAUUAUGCACAUACAGUAGAGGGAGCUCUUUAUAUGCACAUACAGUAUAGGGAGCUCUUUAUAUGGACAUACAGUAUAGGGAGCUCUUUCUGUGCUCCAUCAUGUGUGUGUGUAACUAUAUGCACAUACAGUAAAGGGAGCUCUUUAUAUGGACAUACAGUAGAGGGAGCUCUUUAUAUGCACAUACAGUAGAGGGAGCUCUUUAUAUGCACAUACAGUAUAGGGAGCUCUUUAUAUGGACAUACAGUAUAGGGAGCUCUUUCUGUGCUCCAUCAUGUGUGUGUGUAACUAUAUGCACAUACAGUAAAGGGAGCUCUUUAUAUGGACAUACAGUAGAGGGAGCUCUUUAUAUGCACAUACAGUAUAGGGAGCUCUUUCUGUGCUCCAUCAUGUGUGUGUGUAACUAUAUGGACAGUAUAGGGAGCUCUUUAUAUGGACAUACAGUAUAGGGAGCUCUUCCUGUCUGUGUCGUGUGUGUGUAACUAUAUGGACAUAAGGAUAGUGAUUUCUGUCUGCAUCACACAUACUUCCACUGUGUGUUCCAUGGCCCUCUGAGCACUUAGUCCAUUUAUAUGAAUUCUUAAUAGUUUAUAUUGUUGGUCAUUUGCACUUUCCAUGCCCAGAGAUUCUUGUGCAGAGCUGUUCAUUCAGAGUUUUACAUGUUUGUUUCCACUGUUAAAAGCAUCAACACCAGACUUGAAAACUGCCUUUUGAAAUGUUGCCAGAGGCUUGUCCCUCCCCUACCUCAGGAGCACCUCAGUGCGUUCAGCUAUUUAUUUUAUUUUAUUCUUUUAUGGAUGUGUUUGUCAUGACAGAGCCUGCAAGCUCAUGCUGAAAUGAAUAAAUUGACAUAUUGCUUCGACCCUACAGGAUAUGACAUCAGUAGGCUGCUACUGAUCAGAACGCAGUGUCACACUCAUGUAUUGCCCUUUGUCUUGAAAAAGAAGUCCUAUGGCCUAUUUUAAUGAAAUAGUUACAAUAAAGUGGCUUUAUUCAAUA